AUGCUAUCAGCUGGUAGGCCUUUUGAACAUCCGAAGAAUGCUCGUCAAAUUAAAGCAACAAGUAUGACCAGGAAUUCAAAUAAACUUAAGAAAGAAAACCUUGUUUUUGGAAGUUUAUAUGUUUUGUUGAAGUGUGGCUAUGUACUCGACUUACAGAAGCCGUCAAAGAAGACUGAACACAUUCAUGAAGUCAAACUCUUGCUAAUCCAAGAUGUAACGGGGCAAGUAGUUUGGGACCGAGAAGUUGUGAGUCAGUCACGGGACGUGACGAAAGCAAUAAACGACUUUGUUUCUGCUCUUACAAACAAGGGGAAAAAGACUGUAGAUUCAAGAAAGGACAGAAAAAAAGAUGAUCUAAUCUUUGCUUUUAUGCUGGAUAAAAUAGCCAACAUUUUAGAGAGCAUAGGAUACGCCACUUUGAGAGCAAAGGGAAAAAGAUCGACUUAUGACUCGCUCAACAAUUGGAAGAAACAAUACAUCAACACAAUCAAGAUGAACGACGAAGUGUUGUUCUCAGAAAAAUGGCUGUUGGAGGAAGGCGCCAAGUUUCAUAAUUUAGUAUAUAGUUAUAUGUACAACGAACCAUUGCCGACUCCUGAUAGUUACGAAAUAUUGAUGAAUACAAAUGACACCAAAAAGUGUGGAAAAUACACAUUUUUUCUGAACCCAAGCUUUUUCGACCAAAAAAUAUCACUAACCCAACAGGAUUUCAUAGAAAAAACUCCAGAUGAUACUUCAUUGAUUGUCCGUGACUUGACCCCUAAACCAACCACAGGGGUCAAGUCAUGGACAACCGGUGAAGAGUCACAAAUUUAUCAUAUUAAUGAACAAUCAGUGGAAAUGUGUGACUUUAAUAAUUCGGUUCAAAACACCAUGUCACAACAACAAGUGCAGGAUUCAAAAGUGCACCAAACAGAAGAACAAGAAAAAUCAACAUUUAAUUGUUAUGAAUUAAAUGACACAGACCACCCACAAGAAAUAAAAAUAGAACAUAAAUCCGACAUAAAUAGAGAAGAAUGUUUUUCAACUCAUUAUGACAAUUCUCAUACACAACCAAUUUUCUUUUUUGGUUAUGGAGAAUCCAUAGAGGACCCUAUAAAUAAUGGCUUUACCCAAACAUAUCCAAAUCAUUGUUAA
Entamoeba invadens IP1 is the source of this 1137-nucleotide messenger RNA. RefSeq lists its product as hypothetical. The record is from RefSeq and is a predicted model, not a curated record. Lineage: Eukaryota; Evosea; Mastigamoebida; Endamoebidae. The transcript has a single exon. The coding region runs from base 1 to 1137 and encodes 378 amino acids.